Messenger RNA from Leptinotarsa decemlineata (Colorado potato beetle), 1815 nucleotides. RefSeq names its product cyclin G. The record is from RefSeq and is a predicted model, not a curated record. NCBI's taxonomy places the organism in Eukaryota, Metazoa, Arthropoda, Insecta, Coleoptera, Chrysomelidae.
UUCUGUGGUUUUGAAUAACAAUUGUAUUGUUUGUUCUGUGUCAUUAAGUUCUUUUCAAUCAUUGAGUACCAUAGUCCUUACUUUUAGUUUGAAUUUUUUUUGAAAUCAAACUAUAAUAGCAAAGCUAUUUAAAGCAUCAGGGUUUUAGGCCUUCUCCUACUUUUGCUGCAACCGAUUUUUUAUUUUAAGAAAACGGGGGAAUGGUAAGGUGUAUCCAUCAAUAAAAGAAGGGAACAACCGUCGCUAUGGACCAAGCAAGCAAAAGGAGGGGUCGGCCUUUACCCGAUGCCAUAAAUAUGAAACCAAUUGCAUUUAACCUUGAAGAUGCUCUUGCAGUCGAAACGCUCUACAGACCGAAUCUUUUAGUUAUUCAACAAGAUCUCAAGCCAUGGGAAGUAACCCUCAACUCCAGGGACAGUUCUGUUCAGAUCCUUCGCUUCUUUCGAGUCUGGUUCGAUGUCCCUCAGACCAUUUUCUAUUCUGCUGUUACCUAUUUGGAUCUUUUUCUUGCACGAAUGAAGGCAGCAGUUGAAGGAUGAACAACUGCUCACACGUCUGGAAGUUCUGCUGGCAGAUAGCAACUGCGCCUUUUUCCGGUCAUCUACCUUGGCCCUCGCCUUGCUGAGGUUAGAGAUUGAGAAAGUAAUGACUCAAGCAAUUGCAGUAAAAAAGGUUUACAAGAUUGGAGAAUUCAUACAUCUUCUGGCGAUGAUCCGAGAUAUCCAAGUUAAAUGCAAGAUAAAGACCACUGAACUAGUGAACUGUUCCAGCAAUGCAUCAAAAGUCCUUAAACAGUAUGACAACCAAGAUCGUACCAAGCACAGCCAGAAUUUAAUGUGGCGUUUCUCUUCCUCCACCUUCAGUAAAGGCAAGCGAAACCGCAACUACCAUCUGCCUCUCGACACUAUCCAAGAGAAAACUUUGGCCAAUAACCGUUUCCACAAAAAAAUGCGUACCAAUUAAACUUACCCUGAUGUCAAUGAGUAAACACAUUUAUUUGUUUUUUUGGUUCUUAGUUUAAGUUUUUUGAUUGAUGUCGAGAAAUGUAUAUUUGUUGCAAGAUCAGGGUCUUAUUCGCAAAACAGGAUAUGUAAGGAUAAAUCUGUAAUCUUGCUUGAGAAUGUAAUUUUGUGACGAGCAAGUUUGAAUCUCAGUUUUCGUCGGUUUUAAUUGUUUUAUUUUUCCCAAUGUCUUUGUAAUUUGUCGUCCUUACGGUCUUGUAGAAUAGGGUCUCUUUGCUGACAAUUAGUUUUGAACUAUAUGGUUUUUGUAGUCUUGCAAUAAUAUACAUUAACGUCUCGUUAAGCCCUAAAUAUACUUAGGUGUGUAUGUGAAUAUCAAAACCUAUGAAAUUCCUGAUAUGAGUGGAAUAAGCGAUGGUAGCAUGUUUUAUGAAAGCAGUACCUGUACUUGUAUAUUUUAUAUGAAUUUUUUUGAAUUCAGUGUUGUAAACUUCAAAGUGGAAUUUGAAGCCUUCGAUGCUGGGUAUAUUUGUUUAAAAAUAUUUUAAAGUACUUGCUUAUCCCCCCAUAUCAUCAAAAAAACCAAAUGAUAACCAAAAAAUUUUUAUACAAAAAAAAAUACAAAUUUAUGAAAUGAGAAAAAAAUUAUAAAAUAUGUUAAAGGUAAAAAAAGCUGUUAGUGUACAGGGGCCACAUAUCGUCUUUGUUUUGUAUCGAGAUAUUAGACAUGAGAUGUCAUUUAUGUGCUUACAAUUUUCAAUACAUCACUUUUUGUCAAAAACUAGUCGUUACUUUCAUUUGUUACCAUUCAAUGGCAUUUGAGUUGAAAACUAAAUAAAUUAAUUGUGAUAUA